Periconia digitata is the source of this 1521-nucleotide messenger RNA. The record is from the annotation of a GenBank genome assembly. Lineage: Eukaryota; Fungi; Ascomycota; Dothideomycetes; Pleosporales; Periconiaceae.
CAUCGCUCUCAUAUUACAACUAUGAGUUUCUAUACAUAUGACGCCGUUGUCUUCCUGGUGCUCGUCCUUCUAUAUGGCUGCAUUACCACUACCCUCUAUAGCACGCAGGAUGAAGCUGAACCACAUAUGGUCCCUACCAAGCUACCGUUUUUGGAAGCUACUAUCGGAAUUCUGCGAGGGAAAGCUGGGUACCUAGUCGAAACUAAGAAAAAGUUUCCCUUGCCCAUAUUCACUCUCCGUAUGCCCUUUCAGAGAGUGUAUGUGGUCUGUGCGAAUCAAUUUAUCCACGCCGUUCAGUCCAAGGCACAUGCUGCCGCAUUUGUUCCGACACUCCUCGAAUUUGGUAUCCUCUUUAGCGGCAUGGCCAAGAGCGCGAAAAAAUGUCUACAAGCGGGCUACAAAAAUGGCAAUCAAUUCACUGCUAGUGUACAUAGCUACCUGCUUUGGGGACCAACGCUGCAGUCUGCUACCCGACUAGCUAUGGACAGGCUCAUCAGCAGCAUGCACUCUGGGUUCAGUUCACCCGAUCGAGUUGGGUUGCUGGAGACCACUCAGCACCAGCUUACUCUCGCCAUGACGGGUGCCGUUUACGGUCCACAUAAUCCUUUCAACGAUCCGGCUAUGGAGGCAGACUGGAAUGUCUUCCAAAGGGGCAUCUCGCAUCUUGUCAAUAGUCCCUUCCCUUGGCUCACAGCACCCAUGUCAAUCUUUGCUCGCAAUCGUCUUACUCGUGGUUUCCAGCGAUACUUCGAGACGGGUGGCUAUCUGGAAGCAUUCGCCAUGAUUCCCGAGAUGUACAAUAAGAGCUUAAUGCUAGGCAUAAGACCUGAUGAAGCAGCCAAGAUGGAAAUCGCCACCUCGCUGGCCAUGCUUAGCAGCGGGUCUAUCACUGCAUUCUGGCUGCUCCUGCACAUCCUCUCUAAACCUACCAUCCUACGCACAUGUCGAGAGGAGCUUAUGGCCCUGGCUUCCACCGCGCCUAUCCGAGUCGUCGACACGAGCUUGAUCAAGACGAAUUGCCCAACUAUCAUGGCCAUGUUCCAUGAAACCUUCCGCUACCACAGCUCCGUCGUGAGCGUUAAGAAGGUCGCGCACAAUACCACCAUCAGUGACUCGUUUCUACUCAAGAAAGAUGCCUUGAUCAUGAUCCCAGGGCCGCUCGUGCACCACGACCCUACUAUAUGGGGCGAAAAUGCCGACAGAUUCGACCACACACGUUUCCUGACCGAAUGUGGCCAAAAGAAGCUGUCCAACACCUCGGCAUUCCGCCCGUUUGGUGCUGGCGCUACCGCAUGUCCUGGACGUCAUUUCUCCACCAACAUCAUCCUCACUUUCGUCGCCAUCGUGGUGCUUGGCUUCGAUGUCGAAGCCUCGGAGUCAUGGACUGUGCCGACCGUUAAGAACGCCGACAUGUGGAACGCAAUGCCCAAGCCUGAUUCAGACAUCCCCGUUUUCAUUCGACCCAAGUUUACGAACAAGGCCGAACGUUUCAAGUUCGUAUGGGGCUCUGAAGAAUCCUGA